AUGGCAGAACUACAGCGGAUUGUUGACGAGAGAGACUCGGUAGCCUUGAACAAUGUGAUGUCCAAGAUGCAAAUGUACAAUGGACAAGUCUUGGGAUCGGAUGCCUACUUCUUCAGAAAUAGAAAACAGUUAGAGGCGUUGAUGCAAGCUGAAGGGAUGCCAACGCUGUGGUUCACCUUUAUGGCAGCUGACAAUCAUUGGUUUGACGUACAUGCUUUUGGAGACAACAUGGGAGAGGGAUUGACUGAGAUGUGA
Messenger RNA from Cylindrotheca closterium, 255 nucleotides. The record is from the annotation of a GenBank genome assembly. Lineage: Eukaryota; Bacillariophyta; Bacillariophyceae; Bacillariales; Bacillariaceae.